This is a messenger RNA of Ascochyta rabiei, 1005 nucleotides long. RefSeq lists its product as uncharacterized. Gene Ontology annotation, cellular component: cytosol. Gene Ontology annotation, molecular function: sterol ester esterase activity; triacylglycerol lipase activity. Gene Ontology annotation, biological process: triglyceride catabolic process. The record is from RefSeq and is a predicted model, not a curated record. Bases 1 to 1005 code for a protein of 334 amino acids. NCBI's taxonomy places the organism in Eukaryota, Fungi, Ascomycota, Dothideomycetes, Pleosporales, Didymellaceae. The transcript has 4 exons.
AUGUCACUCCGAUCCGACCUCACCAUUGAUGCGUCCAAGUUCGACCGCAAGCUCACGGACAAGCAGACGGAGGAGUUCAACGAGAAGCUGAUCAAGAUCUGGGCAGAUGGACCGAGGUGGUACGAGGUCGGCGCAGAGGAAUACCGCAAGCUUCGGUGGGAAGGCAAGACGCCGCUCCCCAAGCCCGUCGUGCUGGCCGAGGGCGUCAAUGGCACGAUACCGUCGCGCGAAGCCGGGCGAGAGAUCCCCUACCGCGUGUUCAAGCCUGCGGGCGGCGUGAGCAAGGGCAUCCACCUGCACAUCCACGGAGGAGGAUGGGUGCUCCAGUCUGAACAUUACCAGGAUACCUACCUCAAGUACAUGGCCGACCACUACGAGCUGACGGUGUUCUCGGUCGGGUACAGACUCGCGCCCGAGCACCCAUGGCCGGCGGGCGGAGAGGACUGCUACGAUGCGGCGGAGUGGCUGGUCAAGAACGGGCCGUCUGUGUUUGGCGGCGAGCUGAUGUUCACCGGCGGAGAGUCAGCCGGCGGCCACCUCGCGUGCCUGGUAGCCUUCCACCUGCUCGACGCACUCCCCUCGUUCGCCUUCCGCGGGCUGCUGCUCCACUUUGGCUGCUUCGACCUCUCCGGGUUCCUGCCGCACGUGGCGCACCACGAGAAGCACCUCGUCAUCGACCACGACGUCAUGGCGGCGUACAUUGACGCCCUGCUCCCCCACACGACGAUCGAGCAGCGCCGCGACCCCAGCAUCUCGCCCUUCUUCCGCGACCUUCGCGGCCUGGCGCUGCCGCCGGCGCUGUUCACCUGUGGCAGCGAGGACCCGCUGCUCGACGACACGGUGUUGAUGGGGGCCAAGUGGCAGAUGUGGGGGCAUGAGGCGGUGGUGAAGAUUUACAAUGGCGCGCCGCAUGGCUUCAUUGGGAAUCCGGUGGGGACGAUUCGGAGCGUGGAGGAGGGGCUGCAGGAUAGCGUUGCGUUUGUGAAGGCGCAGAUGGGCGGGUAG